Messenger RNA from Fusarium coffeatum, 270 nucleotides. RefSeq lists its product as uncharacterized. Gene Ontology annotation, cellular component: dolichol-phosphate-mannose synthase complex; endoplasmic reticulum membrane. NCBI's taxonomy places the organism in Eukaryota, Fungi, Ascomycota, Sordariomycetes, Hypocreales, Nectriaceae. The coding region runs from base 1 to 270 and encodes 89 amino acids. Gene Ontology annotation, biological process: GPI anchor biosynthetic process. The transcript has 3 exons. The record is from RefSeq and is a predicted model, not a curated record.
AUGACUCGCGCUCAGCAAACCAUCUCUCUCGCCCUCCUCCUCUACCUUGCUCUUUUCCUCGAGCUCAUCCCUCUUCCUCCCCUGAUCCAGGAGCAGAUCGUCCCCGUGCUUCCUUUCUGGGCUCUUGUGUCCUUUGGCGCAUACCUUCUCUUCCGUCUCGGCUUCGGCAUCCUCACCUUCAACGAUGUCCCCAACGCGCACAAGGAGCUCACAGCGGAGAUUGAGCAGGCCAAGGUUGAGCUGCGACAGCUCGGCGUCACCGUCGACUAA